GUCCAACCUCAUUAAACCCAAACCACGAACCAGCACCAACACAAACCCCGAACAGCCUCCCAAAGAAAACAAGAAAACAAUGCCACCCCCAACCCUCUCCUACGGCCUCAACAUCCCAACCAAAAACAAACCCAGCGCCGUAUCACUCAGCCAAAAGCGCAAGAAAACAAUCUUCGACUCGGACUCGGACACCGAAGAAGACAAAACCGGAGAAACUGAGAUCUCCACCCUUGGCGACCUAGAAGAGAAACCCAAGCCAAAACCAUCGACGAUCGAACCACCCACAAAGCGCAAGGUACCGUUCGGCGGAGCAGUGGGGAAGCCGAAUGUGAAGCCGUUGAGUAAGGGAUCUAUUUUCGCGGAUGAGGAGGAGGAGGACGAAGGGUUUAAAGGCGUUUCGUAUGGGUUGAAUACGGCGCCGUCGAAGAAGGGCGAUGGGGAGAAGAAGGAAUAUGUGAAUUUAGCUGCGAUGCAUAGUAGUAAGAAGCACGCGCGGGAAGCGGAGGAGCUUGACCCGUCGAUUUAUUCCUACGAUGCGGUGUAUGAGAGUUUGCAUGCGAAGCCAGGGAAGGAGAAGGCAGCGGAGAAUAAGGGGGAGGGGCCGCGGUAUAUGACAUCCUUGUUGCGGAGUGCGGAGGUGCGCAAGCGCGAUCAACUGCGUGCUCGGGAUCGAUUGUUGGCCAAGGAGCGGGAGGCUGAGGGCGAUGAGUUCGCUGAUAAGGAGAAGUUUGUGACGUCUGCGUAUAAGAAGCAGCAGGAGGAGUUGCGCAAGAUUGAAGAGGAGGAGGCCGAGCGGGAGAGGCAGGAGGAAGAGCGACGGAAACAGAACGGUGGUACUGGUAUGGUUGAUUUCUAUCGGGAUAUGCUGUCUCGGGGUGAACAGCAGCAUGAAGCUGUUAUGAAGGCCACGGAAGAGGCUGCUCGACGGGUGCAAGCUGGGGAAGCUCCAGGGGAACCAGAGGAGCCCAAAGAGAAGACAGAAGCGCAGAUGGCGGAGGAGCUCAAUGCGCACGGUGCCCAUGUUGCCGUCAAUGACGAAGGAAAUGUUGUCGACAAGCGGCAAUUGCUAUCCGCUGGUCUCAAUGUUGCGCCAAAGCCCAAGCAACAACAGCCCUCUGCGGCCACAGCUGGUACAGCAUCGCGCCCUUCGGCACCCCGGUCUCGGUUCCAAUCGGAACAACAGAACGCUCGUGCUGGCCAGCGUGCUCGCCAAACAGAGAUGAUCGCAGCACAGCUGGAAGAACAAGCACGACAGGAAGAAGCGGCCGAGGCAGCACGGCAGAAAGAAAUCGCAAUGCGCACUCGCAGCCAGAAGACCGAGGGGGAUGUCUCGAGCGCACGGGAGCGAUAUCUGGCGAGAAAAAGGGAACGAGAAGCCGCUGCAAAAGGGAAGGGUGCCUAAAUUCUCCUUUCUCCUUCUACUGUAUACUGUUUUAAGGGGUUACUAUUCGCGUAUCAUUUGGGAGUCUUAUGGGUACAUGGUUGCAUCAGAGGC
This is a messenger RNA of Aspergillus alliaceus, 1495 nucleotides long. RefSeq names its product splicing regulator NSRP1-like domain-containing protein. The record is from RefSeq and is a predicted model, not a curated record. The coding region runs from base 80 to 1402 and encodes 440 amino acids. Lineage: Eukaryota; Fungi; Ascomycota; Eurotiomycetes; Eurotiales; Aspergillaceae. The transcript has a single exon. Gene Ontology annotation, biological process: regulation of alternative mRNA splicing, via spliceosome.